This is a messenger RNA of Schistosoma rodhaini, 1753 nucleotides long. Lineage: Eukaryota; Metazoa; Platyhelminthes; Trematoda; Strigeidida; Schistosomatidae. The record is from the annotation of a GenBank genome assembly.
CUCGAUUUUUCAAUCUGCUAUUUUUAUAUCACGACCAAACAACCUACUGCCUGAUAGUGUGAUACCUGAUGGUAUCCAGAAACCCUUCUAACCUGAGGCAAACACACUCAAACUUCAAGAUAUACAAAUCCACAUACAACUAUUAGCGCAGUUGAGUGGCUGGAAAACCAACACUUAUACACAGCGAAAUGCCUAGAAUAGUACUAAAACAAAAAUAAGCGAGCCGAGAGUAAUCAAUUCGUUCCUACAGUUUAGGACAUAGACAUUGGAUAUUGGAAGCUUUCCAAAGUCGAAUUUUGGACAGCGCGCUACCGUUUCGACUUUAAUACUGUAAUGAUCGUACUAUUGUAUUGUUGCUAGUCGUCGAUUUUAUUCGUUACCAAAAUGUGAGAAUAUUAUGCGUGCCUUUUGAGCCGGCUAAAAUUUUUUGUUUACUCGUGUUCCUCACAAAAUUUACACCCGGCUUAACAUGCAAUGCAACUUCAGAACAGACAUGUCAGUCAGUACUCCGAUCGACAGAUUUCGUCUUUCCAAUUACUCAUAUAGAUUAAGUACUUUAAGUAACUGGCCUUAUGAUGGGAAUUCCCUUUGUACAGCUGAAAAAAUGGCCAAAUCUGGGUUCUACCGACCAAAUCCAAGCAAUCCAACUACUACACAGUGUUUUGUCUGCAUGAAAGAAUUAGAAGGAUGGGAACCUGAUGAUGAUCCAGACAAAGAGCAUAAAAGUCAUUCACCAAAGUGCCCGUUCCUCAAAUCUAAGCAAUAUGAACAAAUGACUUAUGAAGAAGGUUUAGCAAUGGAUGUUGAAAGAUAUUGUACUUAUCUUUCCAAGAUUCUUUCAGAUCAGUAUGAUGUCCAAAAAGUCCAAAAGGCAUUUAAAAUGUUUACUGAAAUUGUAUUAUCCAAACUACCAAAGCGGAAUAAAAAAAGAAAAUCUAAUCUCAGCAAAAGAACAAACUCAAUUAUGUCAAAUUCAAGUAUUAAAUCAACCAGGAGUACUCGGAGCAAAAGAAUAUGAAUGUGUUUGAUUUCUUUAAAAACCUGAAUUAUUUGUAUACUUUGUAUAAUAAUAGUUGUUUUAUUCAUACCAUACAUCAUUUUGAUAGCAUCAAGUAAUGGGAACUAGUCCGCAUGUGUUCUUUCUUCAUUUAUUAAUGAUAGAUAUCGCUUUAUCGUAAAAUGUUGGUAUUACAGUCUAGUAAAAAUGGGUGGGGUUUAUUCAACCUAUUAAUAAUUAUACUCAUUACAUACUAGUAAGACCUUUUAUUUUCAAUGCGUUUGUUAUAGUGUCUUAGCAUACUGUGAGUCAAAUAAAAUGAAUAGAUUGUGGUGAGCAGUGUAAACCAAAACUAGUGUUUCGUCUUAUUUAUAACUGGCUGGCUGGACGUACUUACACCCCAGUAUUGACGUUCGCACUAUGGGACUCGUAUCCUGUACCUUUCGCCCCAAAUAAUCAUGUAAGUAUAAUACUUGUUGCACAAGUGGACGGCUGUAUGGACUGGUUGAUAAUGCAGCGGGCGUUAAAAGCGAAAGGUGCAAUGAUCUAGUAAUAAUAGUGAAGUAAACUCCGCUGACAAGUCCUGAGUAGAGCAGAACAUGCCUCAUGAAAUUCUCAGCCAGUAGCAAACCAUUUGUUCUAUUAGAAACCUAUGAUAAAAUGGCUCUAUCGGGGAAACCUGCACAGUAUGCUCAUGGAUCAACGAAGACUGAUCGAAAUGCGGUCAGGAAUAUCAACAGUGGGAUAAUAUAAACG